GAAUCAACAAUGGAGACAAAAGAAUCGUCUUGCGCAAGAAACACGCAACGCGAAAUCAAUAAAAGGGCUUUUGAAUCAAUUGAUUCGUUGAUGAGAGCUGAUUCUCCUAGCACUCUGAAGCGAAGAAGACUCACCACUAUCGAUCAUAUGGAAUCUCAAUUUGCCGCGGAAAAGCUUGCUGCAGCAAAGCAAAAUUAUGGAAGAGAUAUUCGUGUAUUUGAGACAACAACUUCUUCUCACACAUCAAAUGAGCCAAUUAACGAAGAAGAGCCGGAUGAGUUUUUUGAAUUCACUGCGGAAGAUUAUUAUCGCAUCUUGGCUACAAAAAAGGAAGAUAAAGUUAUGAAGACAAAAAAACUCCGAGAAGCAGAAGAAGCCACUCGUAGAUCAAGAAUUACCAAGGCGGUGAUUCGUGUGAGGUUCCCAGACAACCAUACGUUAGAAGCCACAUUUCAUCCAUCAGAGACGAUGCAAAAUUUAGUUGAUCUUCUUAUAAAAGUUGUGGCUAGACCCGAUUUACCUUUUCAUAUAUUUACUACUCCUCCAAAGAAGCUAAUAAAAGACAUGUCUCAAGAUUUUUACUCUGCCGGAUUUGCCCCUGGUGCAAUUGUCUAUUUUUCAUACGAUCAACCAAAAGGUGAUGGUGAUGCUGACGUGGCAUUCCUUAAAGAGGAAGUGAUGGCUUUGAAAGGUCUUGAACUUGUAGCCGAACCGGAGAAGCCUACGGUUGACCAAUUGACCACCGUGCCUGUGGUGGCUGCCGCCCCUCCAUCGGCUCAAGAGCGGAAGCCGGCUGCCGAUAAAAAGAUGGUUAAGCCAAAGUGGUUGAAAAUAAAUGGAGGUGACAUUGAUAUUUUUGUGUUAUUAGUUCGAUAUGAAAAAUAUAAAGGGCUCCACCUGUUCGUUCGUCGUUCUAUCGUCGCACGUCCACCAUCAUCGUCUGCCUGCGGCCUCCUCUAUCCGUCGCCGAUGACCUGUAACCUCCUCCACCCUUCGCUCCAUUCAAGAUGGAAAUUCACAACUUGUUUUUUUAAUCAUUUUGUAGAUGGAAUUGAUUGA
Molecule: messenger RNA, 1059 nt
Organism: Lactuca saligna
Lineage: Eukaryota; Viridiplantae; Streptophyta; Magnoliopsida; Asterales; Asteraceae
Source: the annotation of a GenBank genome assembly